This is a messenger RNA of Mangifera indica (mango), 884 nucleotides long. RefSeq names its product protein PHLOEM PROTEIN 2-LIKE A9-like. The coding region runs from base 236 to 697 and encodes 153 amino acids. NCBI's taxonomy places the organism in Eukaryota, Viridiplantae, Streptophyta, Magnoliopsida, Sapindales, Anacardiaceae. The transcript has 3 exons. The record is from RefSeq and is a predicted model, not a curated record.
UCGACCGACAGCAAAGAUGUUGCCCCACAAUUCAUUAUUUUCUAUGUAAAAGAGAUAAAAAGAUGCCGUUCCUUUCAAACAGUUUGUCCCAUUGAAGUUUCUUCCAUUUUGUGUUUUCUCUUCAUUUCUUGUUUUCUUCAACUACAAGCAGCCUCCAUAGCCGACACGGACAAAUACAAGACCAUAGAUCAUCACUUUCUUCACAAGCAAUUCGAUAUUUUGAUUGCCUUGGAACAUGUCUGAAGGGAAUGUCCAGGAAGUCAAACCCCAAGGGCUUAACAUUGUAUGGGGCGACGACCGGCGCUACUGGCAGCGAAGUGAUGAAAAGGCUGAGCUACUACAAGUGUGUUGGCUUGAAGUAACUGGUUCGGAGAAGGUCACGCCAGGAAAUAGGUAUAAAAUAUCGUUUGAGGUUUCGCUUGAAAACAACGCAUUCGGGUGGAGUGGGUGUCCAGUUUCUGUGAUGGCAAAGAUUGGGAAGAAGGGAAGAUAUAGCUGGAAAAGAGUGAAGCCUCUUGAUCAAUUCAGUGCAGCGACAGGUCACUUCUUAAUUCCUGAUGACGAAUUUGUCAUGCAAGUUCCACCGAAUGGUAAUGUAGCACAGGAAGAACUUUAUUUCGGUCUUUAUGAAAUUUGGAGUGGAAAAUGGAAGGGAGGACUGACUAUUCAUAAAGUAAUCAUCACACAAGUUCAGUAAUAUUUAAAAUGUAAUGUCGGCUGCAAUGUAGCGUAGUAAUGUUCGGGAGACAAACAGCCAGAAUAUGUAAGAAAUAAGUAGCCUUAUUUAAGUUGUAUAAUCUUGUCAUUCGCAGCUGACCAUAGUCAGUUUAAAAUAUUGUAAUUGUUGGGAUUUAUGUGUGGUUAUUUUGUCAAAUUUAUUUUUA